This is a messenger RNA of Galleria mellonella (greater wax moth), 1966 nucleotides long. Its product is annotated as hsp70-binding protein 1. The record is from RefSeq and is a predicted model, not a curated record. Lineage: Eukaryota; Metazoa; Arthropoda; Insecta; Lepidoptera; Pyralidae. The transcript is spliced from 6 exons. The coding region runs from base 241 to 1302 and encodes 353 amino acids.
AUAGAAUUACGCAUUCCGCGUGUUCUUCAAAGAUUUCUAUGAUUCCAUCUUCUUAGGGGUUCUUGAAUUUUCUCGAAUAGAAUAGAAUAUUGUGUUCUAUUUUCCUUUGCGUACAUUAUUCAUUCGUCAAUACGUCGUUGUUGUGUUAGUAUAUAAAGAAGACGCGUGAGAACAGAUAUAUGUCCUGUUAGUUACAGUUGAGUGUUUGUCAAUUGUUUUUUUAUUAUUCAAUUUUGAAUAAUGGGUACGAAUCCUGAAAAUAACCAAAUAGCUGGUGCAAUAACAUAUCCUGUUAGCAGUCAGAAUAUGCAAUCCGUGCCUGUACAACCGCGGCAGCCCAGGAGUCUCCAGGGUCUCCUGAGGUUUGCAAUGGAAGCAACAAAAGCAGAAGAUGCACCAGGGAACUCAGAAUUCAGUCCCAUGGAUGAAGAGCGGCGGAAAUUUCUCGAAGACGCAUUAAAGAGUCUCACAGUGAAUGUGGCAGAGGUGCUGCAGAGUUCCAUCAAAGUGCUAACAGACACAGAGAAGAUCCGCAGCAUCCAGCUGGGGGAACCGUUGCCUUCUGAUGUUGAGACCGCAUUCGACAACCUGCUGGAUUAUAUUGAUGAUAUCGAUAUUGCUAAUGACUUCUACAAAAUGGGCGGGUUCGCCAUCUUUCCGGUAUGCUACGGCAGCGAGAACGACGAGUUGCGGUCGCGUGCGAGCUCGGUGCUGGCGGAGGCGUGCCAGAACAACCCGCACUGCCAGCGCCGCGCCCUCGACUGCGGCCUGCUCAACGUGCUCAUACACCUCGUGCAGUCCGAGCGGGGGCACGCGCUCGCCAAGUGCUUGUACGCUAUAUCAUGCAUAUGCCGCGAGUACGAGCCGGCGGCGCGCGAGCUGGUGUGGCAGGGCGGCGUGGCGGCGCUCGCAGCGCUACUGCGGGCGCCGGAGCCGGCCGCCAGGACCCGCGCCGCAUUCCUCGUCAGGCACCUUGCGCACCACUACAGCGAUGCUAAAGAACAAUUCAUACAGAACAACGUUGUGGAAACAGUGGUGGAACAAAUCAAGUCGGGACGAGAUGACACUACCGAACAUCUGUUGGGCAUUCUCCUCGCCUUAGUCGAGGGUCUGGACCCGACUGUGCUGCAACAGUGCAGGAACCCUCGUCUCAACCUCAAGAAGGUUCUAGAAGAUCAUCUCAAACAUCCAGAAUUGGAGGAGUCAUAUAUAGAAGAGAAAGAGUACUGUCAGGAGAUACUGCAGCAGGUCUUCAAGGAUUGCCCUCCGAUAGAAGUGGUGGAUGAUGAAGUGACCAGAUAGUUUUGUAAAUGUUUCAGUUAAGUUUGGACUGAAUUUAGCAGUUAUACACUUAAAGAUGUGGAAUGAAAACAUAACCAAGAACAGUGAUUCUCAACCUUUUUUUUUCGUUGCGGCACAUAUUUAACGAUUUCAAAAUUUGGCGGCACACAAAGGAAAAGAUAAAAAUCAUUUACUUACUACAACACACUGCAUGAAUAGUUUGACAAAAAAUUUAAAUAUUUGCAAAAUUUGGCGGCACACAAAAGUGCCGCGGCACAAUGGUUGAGAACCACUGACCUAGAUAUAUACUAAUAAUAUAAUUAUUUAACAGCGAGGCCAACUUCAAUGCAAUCGAAGUUCAGUUUUCAAGCAGUGACUUAAAUUCUGUAUUAAAAUGAAUAUAAGUGCAUUUAUUCACGUAGGUCCAUCCAAGACACUUAAUACAUUUUCUGUUCAUUUAUUUAUAUUCUUUAUUGCAUUUGAACAAUAGAUACAGCGGGAGGGAGACUGUACAAAAGUCGAUUGCUUGGGUACCUCAGUCCCAUUCGUAUUUCAACCGUGAACCAGUUGUGUUUGCAUGGUUGUGUUUCGGUUUGAAGGGUGGAAUAUGGUGUGAAUUUACUAAGUACAGAGGAAUAACACCUGAGUCUUCAGGAAUGGCAACGCAUGGGAGGUAUCAUUGGCG